This is a messenger RNA of Strongyloides ratti, 246 nucleotides long. RefSeq lists its product as hypothetical. The record is from RefSeq and is a predicted model, not a curated record. Lineage: Eukaryota; Metazoa; Nematoda; Chromadorea; Rhabditida; Strongyloididae. The transcript has a single exon. The coding region runs from base 1 to 246 and encodes 81 amino acids.
AUGGCUGAGUAUGUUUUUACAGAACCAAAACUUUAUUCUGAAAUAAGUGAGCCAUUUAUUAUAAAGCAGGAACUUCUAUUUGGUUUAACAAUCAUGGGAAAAGAGGUUAAUUUUUAUAUGAAAUCUAAUAGUUUCAGAGAAAAAUUAACUGAAAUCAAAAAUGAAAUGUUAAGAGUUGUACAAUGUUUUACUCAAGAUGAGAUGGAUUGUCUUUUUGAUAGUGAUUUUCCUUUAUUUUAUACAUAA